This is a messenger RNA of Fukomys damarensis (Damara mole-rat), 4678 nucleotides long. RefSeq names its product unk like zinc finger (gene Unkl). The transcript is spliced from 14 exons. Bases 1 to 2277 code for a protein of 758 amino acids. Gene Ontology annotation, molecular function: metal ion binding. Lineage: Eukaryota; Metazoa; Chordata; Mammalia; Rodentia; Bathyergidae. The record is from RefSeq and is a predicted model, not a curated record.
AUGGGCAGCACCUGGUCUCGGGAUAGGCGUGCGAUCCUGCGACUCAGGCUGCCGCCGCCAGAAAGCAGGAGGCGGCGCCCAGAGUUUGGGGUGGCUCCAGGGCUGGCGUUUUCGCUCCUGGAACGCAAGGCCGCGCCUGAUAUUGGGGGUCGCGCCCGCAUUGGGGAUGGGGGCUGCGCCUGGGGUUCGGGAAUCGUGUCUGGGGUUUGGCGGGUCGCGCCUGGGGUAGGAGACCGUGACUGGCUUCCGGGGAACGAGUCGGACUGGGGGUGGUUGUGGCCGUCUGGGGUUACCUGGGCUCCAAGAGGGUGGUGUCGCGCCUGGGGACCCUGCCCAGCCCACGAGUCUCGGGGCCGCCCGACGGCGGAGGCGACCCGCAACGCUGUUUGUCGUUUUAGGUAUCUAAAGGAGUUUAGGACAGAGCAGUGCCCCCUGUUUGUGCAGCACAAGUGCAGCCAGCACAGGCCAUUUACCUGUUUCCAUUGGCAUUUCCUAAACCAGCGCCGCCGCAGACCGCUCCGCAGGCGCGAUGGCACCUUCAACUACAGCCCCGACGUGUACUGCUCCAAGUACGACGAGGCCACCGGCCUGUGUCCCGACGGUGACGAGUGUCCCUACCUGCACCGAACGACUGGAGACACGGAGCGCAAGUAUCAUCUGCGCUACUACAAGACAGGCACGUGCAUCCAUGAGACAGACGGGCGGGGCCACUGUGUGAAGAAUGGGCUGCACUGCGCCUUUGCACAUGGCCCCCUGGACCUGCGGCCGCCUGUUUGUGACAUUAGGGAGCUGCAGGCCCAGGAAGCCUUGCAGAAUGGCCAGCUUGGUGGUGGGGAUGGUGUGCCUGAUCUGCAGCCUGGGGUCUUGGCCAGCCAGGCCAUGAUCGAGAAGAUCCUGGGUGAGGACCCCAGGUGGCAAGACACCAACUUUGUGCUGGGCAGCUACAAGACAGAGCCAUGCCCAAAGCCUCCACGCCUGUGCCGCCAGGGCUACGCAUGCCCACACUACCACAAUGGCAGGGACCGCCGGCGGGACCCCAGGAAAUUCUCAUACAGAUCCACCCCCUGCCCAAGCGUGAAGCACGGUGAUGAGUGGGGUGAGCCUUCGAGGUGUGACAGUGGGGACACCUGUCAGUACUGUCAUUCCCGCACGGAGCAGCAGUUCCAUCCUGAGAUCUACAAAUCUACAAAAUGCAAUGACAUACGCCAAACUGGCUACUGCCCUCGGGGUCCUUUCUGUGCCUUCGCACAUGUUGAAAAGACCCUUGGGACAGCAAGUGACUGGGGCUGCCGCGAUCUCAGCUCUGCCAGCAGCGCCUCGGCCCAUAGUAGCCAGCCUGGAAAUGCAAAGCGAAGAGACUCACCUGCAGAUGGCAGCCAGAAAGCCAGUGACCCCGAUGGCAAACAGAACCAUCUCGCUGUGUUCUCAGUGGUUCAUCCAUUGGCCCCCAGCAUAAGUUCCAGUGUGGCAUCCAGCCUGGCGUCCAGCACUGGCUCAGGUAGCUCCUCCCCAACCGCUCUGCCUGCCCUCCCCGCCCGUGGCCCCAUGCCGGACCCAGCUGGCAACACCGUGGAGGCUGUCCUAGGUUCUGCCCUGGACCUUCGUCUCAGUGAUAUCAACAUUGCGUCCCUGGAUAAAGACCUGGAAGACCAUGACCUCGGGCUAACAGGUUUGAAUGGUGUCCCUGGGAGCAUCUGGGACUUUGUUUCCGGCAGCUUCUCUCCCAGCCCCUCCCCCAUCCUAAGCACCGGCCCCCCGGUCUCAAGUCCAAAUGGUGCCGAGCUGGCCCGGGUCAGGCGGCAGUUGGAUGAGGCCAAGAGGAAGAUUAGGCAGUGGGAAGAGUCUUGGCAGCAGGUGAAGCAGGCCUGUGAUGCAUGGCAGCGAGAGGCUCAAGAGGCCAAAGAGCGGGCCCGUAUCGCAGACAGUGACCGGCAGCUGGCCCUGCAGAGAAAGGAGGAGGUGGAGGCUCAGGUAAAGCAGUUGCAGGAGGAACUCGAGGGCCUGGGCUUGUUGUCCUCACUGCCUGGGCUACGGAGCUGCAGUGACAUUGGCUCUAUCCCUCUCCCCAAGCUGCACUCCCUACAGAGCCAGCUGCGCCUGGACCUCGAGGCUGUUGAUGAGGUGAUCUUCCAGCUCCGUGCCAAGCAAUGUGUGGCCUGCCGGGAGCGGACCUGUGACCCUGCCCUGCAGCCCUGCCAGCACCGUGUCCUGUGUGAGCCAUGUGCAGCCAGUGUACCCGAGUGCCCCUACUGCAAGGGCCAGCCGCUCCCAUGGUGACCAGAGCCAGCCCUCGCCUUCCACAGCAGUGUGUCAUUCCUGGUGCCACCACGUCAGGACGUGAGUUCACGCCCUGUUCACCUGACAGCCUUUUGUAUUUUUCUUACCUACUGUGGUCCACCAGUGGUUUCAAGGUAUUCUCAAAAACCUUAACACCACCAAGAAGCCACCUGCCCAUCCCCGAGGGGCUGUAUGCCUCCAGGGGCUGGGCAGGUAGAGUGUGGUUGGGGCCAAGGUCCCGAUGCUGCGGUGGCCAGGCCACCAGGGGGCGGGGUCUCAUCAAAGCACUUUGUCAACCAAGGGAUUUAGAUGUUAUGAAUUGUAUAAGCUGCUUUCUAGGUCUGUGUUUUUUAAUAUGCGAUAACAUGAAGCUUUAUAUGUGUGCUGUGAACUUGAAGUUUCCUAUUCGUUUACUGUUGAUGCAUAGUCUGGCAGAUAGAUUUCAUAUUCUGAAACUACUUAAGAAAUGAGCGUUUAUCUAGUGAGGAAUACGUAGCAUUUUUACAUUUUCAAAUCAAGUGCAAACAAAUAGUAUUUAUAAGCAGAGUGAUUAUUAAAAGAUACAUUUAGUUGUUUUGAAUUUUAUGAGGAACUAAUUUUCCUAAACAUGAGAAUGUGCAAAUGUCAUUGGAGUUUUCUAUUCUAGUAUUGUGAGAUGAUACCAAGAACUCUACCCUGUAGUGAUCCGUGGCCACUUUUUCUAAGUGCCUAUGCCUUGCAAAAGUGAAGGAAAUUAUCCAUUUUGUUGUUUUUUCACUUGAAACUGUAGAAGAGAAUUUGAUGCUAAUGAAAAAUGCAAUGUUAAGGGACCAGGUACUAACGGAUUUUGAAGUUCACUUUGGAAGAAACCGUUUUUGACAACUUAGAUCUGUCAUAGGCAAUGGUGCUUUGUAACUUCAGAGAUGUCUGGGCAUCCUGGCUGUGCUGAGUAUGUGGGCUGUGAACUGGGAGCUUUUCUCUCUCCUGCAUCUGUCACUGCCUGCACCUUCUGCCUCUAGAGGUGCCACAGCAGCCUGUGGAGCCCUGGGUGACAGUGUUAGCCACACCCUCGCCUGACCUGUGCAUCCCUUGUGACCAGUGAGGUGCCUCCAUGGCCUGGGACCCUGGUUGUGCAGCACCCUCCUCUGUCCAUCAGUUCCUGGGUGGCUGCAGGUCCCUCGUGGCUGGCCUCAGACUUGUGACAGGAAUGUUGCUGAGAAUGUACCCAGCGUGCUAGGAGUCCUCUCUGGUCAGGACUGGGACAGUCCUCGGAAAUCUGGGGAGAAGGAAGAGCUAUGUGUUGUCCGUGGAGACCUUGCCCUCAGCUGGCAAGCGGCUGGAGGGGGUGGGCUUUGCCCCUGGCUGGAAGGGCCACCUUGUCUCUCCUCCCCUGUGGCUUUGCCAAAGACUUUUAAUAGCAUUUUUUUAAAAGUGCAAAGUGAUUAGGUAACCAUUUUUAUCAGUGACCAAAUUAGAAUGUAUUUAAUAUAGAUUUAAGAGCAUUUUUUAAUAUAAGACAAACUGAUAGAAAAGUUCUAUCAUUUUAAAGGCAGUGGAUCAAUGACAUUCCGCAGCUAGUACGCUACUAAUGGUUAACUGUUGACUUGGUUUUAGUGAAUUUGUUUUUAAUUAUAGUGAUGAUUAGCUCAGUACCUAGAAAUUACGUAUAUUUUGUGCUACUGUUAUCACUGUUUAAGAUUGUUUAUUUUUAUUAAUAUUUAUGCACUUGUUUCCCAUUUCAGGCCUUUGGUCUUUGGGAUAAUGGGACAAUGUUUUAUUAUCGGUAUGUAGCCUAGACAUUUUCAAAUUAUAAAUAAAUAAGAACCAUUAAGCUUUAGAUCUGUCUAUAAGCUACUCUGGUCAGUUUUUCCUGUGGAAUACGGCCAGUGCUCUGGAGCUUCUCUCUAGGGCUAACGUUCUAGGGUGGGAGCAAUGGCUGGGAGCUGGCAACUGGGUCCCACAGUGAGGUGCCGAGCUCUGAGCAUGCACUGUCCUGGGAUCAGGACAGCCUGAGGACAGGUGUGCUGGGGAGACCAAAGAACUACCCAGGUGUGAGCCAAUGGUGUGGCAGGACCAUGGGGGCUGCUCACUGUGGGUCCUUCCCCACCCUGCCUGUGACCUCUGGGAUCCAUCCUGCAUGACCCAGGAGCCCAGCUGGGGAUGGGCAGGCUCUCACUUCAGAUGGAGGCGAUGGAGGUGGGGUCUCGGUGUGGGAGCUGAAGCUGUGGGGUAACCAGCAAUGCCGUUCUUUCUGCUGUUGUCUUUUGACUCUGGUGUGGAAUAUUAGUAAAUGGUAGUGUUGCCACAUUUAUGCUCCCAGUAAGGACACUUCAUGUGGAUUAAUUUAUGGAAGCCCCAUGUGUUUUUAUUUUGAGCACUUAGAUCAGAAUGUUAUGUGAAUGGGAUUUUCUUAAGCCAGAAG